AUGGAAGUCGAAUAUGGCGGUGAUAAUUUUCCGUUAAAAUAUCUGUCGGUACAAAAUAAUGUAAUUUCUUCAGAUUUAGAACAUUAUAUUAAAUAUCUAAGCAUGGCCUUAAGCUAUUUCAACGAUGCACGAAACGACACAGAUAUUAAUACCGCAACGGGUGCGUUUUUUUCAAAAUCUGUCUUGAAAAGAACGCUCUUAGAUUAUUCACACAAAAUGAUUAAGUUUCAAAAGGAUAUCAUACGAAUACUAAUAAAUAUGAAUGAAAACAUCUUAUCACAUUACAUGUACCAAAAUCUUGGAUACGGCUGGGAUGAUUUAGAAUUUAGAGCAUCCAGAAUUUUUCUAUUUGACGAUUCGCAAAUUUAUUCAAUUGCUGAAUUCAACAGAAAUCUACUAAAAGACUGGAUCUUAUCAAAAGAAAACAAAAUUCAUAAUUAUACAGAGGAAAUGGAUACAGCUACUCUACUAAAAGAGAAAUACGGCAAAUUGACUUAUGAUUUUAAAAAUUAUACUAUAGAUAUAUUAUCAUCAGACUUUUGUCUCGCUGUUGUGGCAUAUAAUAAAGAGUCAAUAGACUUUAAACAGUUACAAAAAUGUGAAGAUAAUGCUUAUUGUGAAGAACGUAUAUUCUCAAACCCGUCGAUUGGGUACAGUUUAAGUCAUAGACUCUUGAAUGCUUAUUUACGGUUCUCUACAAAAAGAUGUUACAUCAGAUCCGAGGUAGAAGACAAGAAACUUAUGGACCAAUUAUGUGCAAAUAUGUACAGAGAAUCAGUAUAUUUGGCUCGCCGUGGAUAUUUUGCUCGCGAUUUAUUCUUAGAGCAUAUUGCACUUUGCGGUCUACUGGGUUACGAAGAAUUUUAUAGACGACACUGGUUUUACAAAGCAACAAGUUGGGUUAAAGAAGCAGGUUGUGUAGCUGAAAAUAGAAACUUUCUUAUUAACAUUACCGAUACGGAUUACAGUAAGGUAAAAGACGUGAGAAAACGUCAGAAAUAUCGGAAGUAUGACUGUGAAAUGUUGAACUACGAAUGCCAUGAUCACCCGACUGCUGUACUUUUAAUAGUAUUAGCUCAUGCAAUCAGAUACGCUGCUCAUAUCAUGACGUCAGUUUUGUGA
Molecule: messenger RNA, 1122 nt
Organism: Chilo suppressalis (striped riceborer)
Lineage: Eukaryota; Metazoa; Arthropoda; Insecta; Lepidoptera; Crambidae
Source: the annotation of a GenBank genome assembly